AUGUUCAAAUUAAUUUCGGGAAAUUAUGUGCUCACCAUUAUCCUCCUUCUCCUGUUCUCCAAAUCGUCGAAUAUUGCGUUCGCAAUCUGUAAUGCUUGCUCUAUUUCUAAUUUUUAUUGCGCAUCACAAACGCAGUUCCAAGUAUGCGUCAAUGGCUUACCAACAGGAACGGCGUUGAGUUACCCGGACGGAUAUAUCUGUUCGAUAACUGUUGCAAACAUCUGUGUACCGAGUGCUUCCCAGCCCUUCCCUGCCCUGGUGUUGCACCCACUUGACAGUCCUACUACGACGACUACUUCAGGUUCGGUAAUUGUGACCAAUCGAGUUUCAUUUUACCAAACUAUACAACAAAUGGUCGUUUUCCAAUAUGUCUACUGUUUUAUAAAUGGCAACGUUUGGAGUGGCGCGAUCUACGACUGUCCAAGUGCUACUUAUUUUGAU
Molecule: messenger RNA, 441 nt
Organism: Bactrocera latifrons
Lineage: Eukaryota; Metazoa; Arthropoda; Insecta; Diptera; Tephritidae
Exons: 4
Source: RefSeq, a predicted model, not a curated record